This is a messenger RNA of Haplochromis burtoni (Burton's mouthbrooder), 4495 nucleotides long. RefSeq names its product collagen alpha-6(IV) chain. Lineage: Eukaryota; Metazoa; Chordata; Actinopteri; Cichliformes; Cichlidae. Gene Ontology annotation, cellular component: basement membrane; collagen trimer. Gene Ontology annotation, molecular function: extracellular matrix structural constituent. The record is from RefSeq and is a predicted model, not a curated record. The annotation marks the transcript as partial. The transcript has 16 exons.
UCUGGGUUAACAGGUGACAAGGGUCAGCCAGGUGCACCUGGUCGUCCAGGACGACCUGGAGCUCCUGGUUUCCCUGAUGUGAGUAAAGGGCUGCCGGGAGAACCUGGCCUUUCUGGGGAAACAGGACUUCCAGGCUUCUCUGGACAAAAAGGAGAAUCUGGAAUUAUGGGAUUCCCCGGCACUGUGGGACCAAAAGGCAAUAAUGGCUUUCCAGGUUUAUCUGGAAGGCCUGGAGAAGUUGGUCGGCCUGGUGCCAAAGGACUACCUGGAGAAACUUUUGGUUAUCCUGGAGCACCAGGACUUAAAGGCCGACAAGGAGAUUCAGGGAUCCCAGGCGACCAAGGGAAAGUUGGUGAACCUGGCGAUAAUGGAUUUUCAGGAAAUCCAGGUUUCCUCGGACAGAAGGGGAUUCUUGGUGAACAGGGGCGGUAUGGAAUAAUGGGCUCUCCUGGUUUCCCUGGACCAAAAGGUCAGCCUGGAUUGCCAGGAAUAGGAAGGGGGCCUGAUGGGCUUCCUGGUCGGCCUGGAUUCAUUGGAAAUCGUGGGUUUAAAGGUUUUCCCGGACCACCUGGUUUGGAUGGCCUUAAUGGCCUAGCAGGACCUAAAGGCCUGUCUGGAAACCCAGGUGCAAUUCUGGGAGGUAGGCCCGGCCUUUCUGGUAGUCCAGGGUUGAAGGGAGAAAGAGGUGUUUCCCAACCCGGUGUUCCAGGGUAUCCCGGCCAAAAAGGACAAAGAGGAGAACCAGGUCCUUUUGGAUUGAAAGGGAGCCCGGGUAACCCUGGACCUCCUGGACCCAGAUCAAUAGAAAGCUUUCCUGGACCUACAGGAGAUGCAGGUCUCCCUGGACUGGAUGGACAGUAUGGUGUCCAAGGUCCUCCAGGUCUUCCCGGCCCACCUGGUCCAGGCACAGCUCAGGGAGACAGAGGUGACCCUGGUCUGCCAGGCUUCCCAGGGAACCCUGGUACAAAGGGUGAACCAGGAUUACCUGGAGGUCCUGCAUUCCCUGGCAGACCUGGUUUAAAAGGACAAAAGGGUGAUGGUGGUUUUGCUGGAAUUCCUGGUGUCCAGGGUUUUAGAGGCGACUCUGGUUUUCCUGGAAGCAAAGGAACGGCAGGAAUUAGAGGGUUUCCAGGUCCAAAAGGUUUGCCUGGAGUCAUAUUUCCAGCUUCACUGCCAAAUGGGCCAUAUCCACAAGGUGAUCCAGGUUUCCCUGGUGAAAGAGGAAGCCCUGGUAACCCUGGAGAGCCUGGUCAGUCUGGUUUUCCUGGGCGUAAAGGUACUGUGGGGAACCCUGGUCCAUUGGGUAGACUGGGCAGGACUGGAGUUCCUGGUUUUCAAGGACCUCUUGGGGAUCCCGGACCUCCUGGUUUCCCUGGAUCCCCAGGAGCACAAGGGUUUCCUGGUACAAUUGGCCCUCGCGGCAUUCCCGGCAGCGUCGGCCGCAGCCACAGCAUCGGCUACACUCUGGUUAAGCACAGCCAGAGCCCCCAGGUUCCCAUGUGUCCUCAAGGCAUGGCCAAACUGUGGGAGGGCUACAGUCUGCUGUAUGUAGAGGGACAGGAGAAGGCACACAACCAAGACCUCGGUCAGCCGGGGUCGUGUCUCCCCAGGUUCAACACGAUCCCCUUCCUCUACUGCUCGCCCAGCGAGAUUUGCUACUACGCUAGCCGCAAUGAUAAAUCCUACUGGCUCUCCACGACCGCAUCCAUACCCAUGAUGCCCGUGGAAAAGGAGGAGAUAAGACCUUACAUCAGCAGGUGUUCAGUAUGUGAGGCUCCAUCUCAGGCAGUGGCGGUCCACAGUCAGGAUAUGACAAUCCCCAACUGUCCUAUCGGCUGGAGGAGUCUCUGGAUAGGAUACUCCUUCCUAAUGCACACAGCAGCUGGUGCAGAGGGCGGCGGUCAGUCCUUGGUGUCUCCCGGUUCCUGUCUGGAGGACUUCCGGGCGACUCCGUUCAUCGAGUGCAACGGCGCCAGGGGCACCUGCCACUACUUUGCCAAUAAAUACAGCUUCUGGCUGACAACCGUGGAUCCAGAAAAUGAGUUUACCUUCUCGCCAGCCAAGGAGACGCUGAAGGGAGGCCAGGAGCGCUCCAGAGUCAGCCGCUGCCAAGUGUGCAGCAAGAUCUUGUAGUAGGCAAAGGUGAAAGAUGGAGGAGUGAGGCGGGGAAACAUCAGGAGGGGAUUCACUAACAUUUCAAGAAUUUAUGAUGGAGGAUCAGAUGGAUUUAAAAAAGAACACGUGACUGACUGAAUGGACCUUUCUCCUGUGCUGUGAUGGUUUCAGAAUCGAGUCGAGCAACAUCGGCCCCAUUUUGAGAGUUUUUUAUCCCCUGUAGGAAUGAAUGGCUUAUAAAAAAAGAAGAAGAAGCUGGAGGUAGGAGGAGGAAAGAGAAGAGUCCCAGUGUGAGCGAUCUUCUCGAGAUUAUCACUGAUAAUGGUGCUAUUGUUUAUGUAUGUGUUUAUUACGUGUCAGCUUUCUUGUGACAGAUGUCAGCGAGAAUCAUUCUCGGCUACCUCGGAGAGUGCCCCCACCCCCGUUUAAGCAAACAAGUGCCCCUCACACACGUUAAGCACCCAAUUUAAAGGUUAUCAGCUCAGGAAGUUGGCCGUUAUUGGUUCUUGUCGCUCCCAUAGAUACUGACAGCAGGCAGAAAGUCUCUACACCAACUCUGACGUCUGACUGUCAUAUCUAUGGGACAGACAAGCCUACAAAUGCUUUUCAAUGGGCUGAUCACGUUUGAAGUGGGUACAUAAGAGCUUAAUGUGAGAUGAGAGUAAAAUUACAGAUUGCUGGUUGAUUUUAAGGUUUUAAAGCGAGUUUGCAUUAUCUUAUUGGGCUGAUCUGAGCAAAGCAGAUAUAAAGCUUCACUGAAAUCCCAUCUUUGGGAAGAUGAAACCUGUUUUCUUCAUAAACUUUUUAUUCUACGGCAGUUUAGCACCACGAAGGUGCCCACUGUAAACAUGCUGGGGAUUUUUUCAUGUGUUGCAUCCAUACCUGCAGUAUAUUUGAUGUCGGCCACUUCAUUAUUGGUUUGAAAAUCAACUUGCCAAGACAUGUGACUUGCUUGAGGUAAAAAUGGUGUUGAAGCUAUCCUUUGUUUUUAAGUUUUUGUGAUAUUUGGAUUAUUUUUUGGUGCCUUACAAUCGGACGUGUGAAUUAAAGGAGUUUUAGCUUCAUGUAAAGAUUAAAAAAAAUCUGUGGAAAACUAUAACUCAUUAGCAAAUUAUUUUUUGCAUAAACAAAAAAAGACUAGAAGUAUUUUGUUUAUUGGACUCCAACAAAAAAACAUAAACAAAGCAAGUUUCAUGUCUUUAAGUGCUGGUUUUCAUAUAGAAGGUGAGAAGCAUCAUCUGUUUGGGGAACAGAAGGAACUUAGAAACAAUCUAAAGUAUUCCUAAACAUGUCAAAGUCCCUGCGUAAGCUUCACGUAAGCCUGUGUACAUUUCACAGUGGGACUCUCAGGUUGCUGCUACGUUACCGUUAGUAUGACUUUAAAGGUCAAGUCAGAUUUUUCUGUGCAACAGCUGAAAUGACAAUAGAGAGCUGUUGUUAUUGCACUGAUGUGGACACAGAUGGUUCAGAACAUCAAAGGGGCAUACAUAUCUCCACCUCCACUCUCACAGGUUUUCUCUAUGCUGCGACCAAACAAGUAUUUCUUUUGAUUAUAUCACACUUUUUAAGGCUGCCAUUCGCUUGCAUUUUGCAAAAUGACACAAAACACACACUCUCUGAUAGAUGAAUUAUUGCUGUACAUAGUGCUUACUGUAUUUUUCAGCAAAUCAUGUUAGCGCAAAGGUCUAUGAUGUUGUUACUCGGUUCUUUUCUUUUCUUUUUGUGUCCUCGGACAGGUAAGAAGAUGGCAAAAGGACAAUUCUGUGCCUUUAAAUAUAGAUUUUGCAAAAAAAAUACAAAAACACACAAAAAAUUAGAAAUUGUAUCUGUUUUUGCAUUAAAUUUGGUUUUCCUCUGAGUCAAACAGGUUCAUCUGUGCUUGGACAGUGGAAGCUACAGCAUGACUUGUAACCACUACGACCUCUAGCACGUCUCUCUCUGCUGGUAGCCCUGACUUUAACGCUGUGCCACAUAGUACAUUUGUGUCUGUAUUGCUUUUUUUUGUAAUCUAGAUUUGUAAUUAUUGAGUCGUGACACUAGCCCCUGGUUUUAUUUACUGAGAAGUGAGGGAAUGGGAAGGUAAUGAUGUGUACAUUAAAUUUUAUGGAAAGGAAAACAUGCCUGUGUUUUUAUAUGGGAGCUAUGUUCACCGCUGAUGAUUAGGAUGCUAACAGCACACUUUAUUGCCAGUUUGGACUUCACCGCACGUUAAGAGCCAAAUGGAGAAACAUGCUUUAAGAUCCCUGAGUGACAGAAAAGAAAUGCAGUUUUCCUCAAAGAGGAUCCAUAACAAAUCAAAAGUGGCAACGCAACAUGUCUGUUCCUGUAACGUGUGUUUCUGUGCUCACACACUUUGAAUUAAAGUCUCAAAACUACUUAA